Tauraco erythrolophus (red-crested turaco) is the source of this 4278-nucleotide messenger RNA. Lineage: Eukaryota; Metazoa; Chordata; Aves; Musophagiformes; Musophagidae. The record is from RefSeq and is a predicted model, not a curated record.
AACCGUCUGCCCCCCCUCAAGACGUAAAAUGCGUCAGCACCAGAUCCACUGCCAUUCUGGUAAGUUGGCGGCCGCCUCCGGCUGAAAGCCAAAAUGGCAUCCUGGCUGGAUACAGCGUCUACUAUCGAGCGCUGGACUCGGAGGACACGGAGCUUAAGGAGGUGAAUGAUAUCCCCCCAACCACCAGUCAGAUCCUACUGGAGUCCCUGGAGAAGUGGACAGAGUAUCGCAUCACUGUCGUGGCUCAUACGGAGGUGGGGCCGGGCCCGGAGAGCUCGCCAGUUAUCGUCCGGACGGAUGAAGAUGUGCCCAGUGCGCCGCCUCGGAAAGUGGAGGUGGAGGUUCUGAACUCGACGGCAAUCCAAGUGUUCUGGCGCUCUCCAGUCCAGAACCGCCAGCACGGCCAGAUUCGCGGCUACCAGGUGCACUAUGUGCGCAUGGAGAACGGCGAGGCCAGGGGGCUGCCCCAGAUCAAGGACAUCAUGCUGGCUGACGCCCAGUGGGAAACAGAUGACACUGCUGAAUACGAAAUGAUCAUUGCUGGGCUCCAGCCUGAGACUGCAUAUUCCAUCACUGUAGCCGCCUACACCAUGAAGGGAGAUGGUGCUCGCAGCAAACCGAAAGUGGUCACCACGAAGGGUGCAGUCCCAGGGAAGCCCAUCCUGUCUGUGCACCAGACAGAGGAGAACACUCUGCUGGUGAAAUGGGAGCCUCCGUUGGAUGCGGAAGGCCAGGUGAUGGGCUACCGGCUGCAGUUUGGCCGCAAGGAUGUUGACCCCCUGGCUACCUUGGAGUUCACGGCCCUGGAGGAUAAGUACACCGCUCCCAGCAUCCACAAAGGCGCCACGUAUGUUUUCAAGCUGGCUGUGAAAAGCCGGGCUGGCUUUGGGGAGGAAGCUGUACAGGAACUCACCACCCCUGAAGACAUCCCCAAGGGUUACCCCCAAAUCCUCGAGGCGAGCAACAUCACUUCCAUGUCGGUCCAGUUUGGCUGGCUGCCCCCCGUGCUGGCCGAGAGGAACGGAGCCAUCGUCAAAUACACCGUGGCCUACCGGGAAGCCGGUUCUCCCGGCAACCCGCUGGAAAAAGACCUGCCCCCCUCCCCAGAGAACUCGUACACCCUCAACGGCCUCAAACCCAACACCGCCUAUGACGUUAAAAUCCGUGCUCACACCAGUAAAGGCCCCGGGCCGUACAGCCCGACCGUCCAGUAUCGGACGUUCCAGCUGGAUCAAGUUUUACCCAAAAACUUCAAGGUGAAGAUGGUGACCAAGACAUCUGUCCUUUUGAGCUGGGAGUUUCCUGAGAAUUACAACUCUCCCACCCCAUACAAGAUCCAGUACAAUGGGCUGAACGUCGAUGUGGACGGCCGCACCACGAAGAAACUCAUCACCAACCUGAAGCCCCGCACGUUCUACAACUUCGUUCUCAUGAACCGGGGCAAUAGCAUGGGUGGCUUACAGCAGAACGUUGCUGCCUGGACUGCUGCUGACAUGUUGUCAAAGAAGCCAGAGGUGACCCACAAGCCUGACGCUGAUGGCAACGUGGUGGUGAUUCUCCCGGACGUGAAGAGCUCUGUGCCUGUCCAGGCUUUCUACAUUGUGGUGGUGCCUCUAAGGAAGUCCCGGGGAGGACAGUUCCUCAACCCCUUGGGCAGCCCCGAGGAGAUGGACCUGGAGGAGCUCGUUCAGGACAUCGCCAGGCUCCGACGCCGAAGUCUGCGUCACUCCCGACAAUUGGACUUCCCCAAGCCCUACAUUGCUGCCCGUUUUCGCUCUCUCCCCUCCCACUUCAUCUUGGGGGACAUGAAGCACUACGACAACUUCGAGAACAGAGCCCUGGAGCCAGGGCAGAAAUAUGUCAUCUUCAUCCUGGCAGUGCUCCAGGAACCCGAGGCCACUUUUGCUGCUAGUCCGUUCUCUGACCCCAUCCAGCUGGACAACCCCGAUCCGCAGCCGAUCAUUGAUGGAGAGGAAGGGCUGAUCUGGGUCAUCGGGCCCGUCCUGGCCGUCGUGUUCAUCAUCUGCAUUGUCAUUGCCAUUCUACUCUACAAAAACAAGCCAGACAGCAAACGGAAAGAUUCAGAGCCACGGACGAAAUGCCUCCUGAACAACGCUGAAAUCACCCCUCACCACCCUAAGGACCCUGUGGAAAUGAGGCGCAUCAACUUCCAAACUCCAGAUUCUGGUCUGAGCAGCCCUCUCAGUGACCCUGAGUUUGACUUUGAAAGUAUGCUCAGCCACCCACCAAUCCCCGUUUCCGAGCUGGCUGAACACACAGAGCAUCUCAAAGCUAAUGAUAACCUGAAAUUGUCCCAAGAGUAUGAGUCCAUUGACCCCGGCCAGCAGUUCACCUGGGAGCACUCCAACCUCGAAGUGAACAAGCCCAAAAACCGUUACGCGAACGUGAUUGCCUACGACCACUCGCGCGUCAUCCUGCUGCCCAUCGAAGGAAUCGUGGGCAGCGAUUACAUCAACGCCAACUACAUCGAUGGCUACCGGAAGCAGAAUGCCUACAUCGCCACGCAGGGGCCUCUGCCGGAGACCUUCGGAGAUUUCUGGAGGAUGGUGUGGGAGCAGCGUUCAGCUACUAUUGUUAUGAUGACUAAGCUGGAGGAGAAAUCACGGAUCAAGUGUGACCAGUACUGGCCAGGCCGAGGUACAGACACCUAUGGAAUGAUUCAAGUGACGUUACUCGACACCAUUGAAUUGGCCACCUUCUGCGUUCGAACGUUCUCCCUCCAUAAGAAUGGCUCCAGUGAGAAGCGGGAGGUCCGCCAGUUCCAGUUCACGGCGUGGCCUGACCACGGCGUACCCGAGUACCCCACCCCAUUCCUGGCUUUUCUGAGACGGGUGAAAACCUGCAACCCCCCUGACGCUGGUCCAGUUGUGGUACACUGCAGCGCGGGCGUUGGCCGGACCGGCUGCUUCAUCGUGAUCGACGCCAUGCUGGAGAGGAUAAAACACGAGAAGACAGUGGACAUUUAUGGGCACGUCACCCUCAUGAGGUCACAGCGCAACUACAUGGUACAGACAGAAGACCAGUACAGCUUUAUACACGAUGCCUUGCUUGAGGCUGUCGCUUGCGGCAACACAGAGGUCCCAGCGAGGAACCUCUACACCUACAUCCAGAAACUGGCACAGAUUGAAGUCGGAGAGCACGUGACGGGCAUGGAGCUGGAGUUCAAGCGACUCGCCAACUCCAAAGCCCACACCUCCAGGUUCAUCAGCGCCAACCUCCCAUGCAACAAAUUCAAGAAUCGCCUUGUCAACAUCAUGCCCUACGAGACCACGCGGGUCUGCCUUCAGCCCAUCAGAGGAGUGGAGGGCUCAGACUACAUCAAUGCCAGCUUUAUUGAUGGCUACAGACAACAGAAGGCGUACAUUGCUACUCAAGGGCCGCUGGCAGAGACCACAGAAGAUUUCUGGCGGAUGCUGUGGGAGAACAACUCCACCAUUGUCGUGAUGUUGACGAAGCUUCGCGAGAUGGGUCGGGAAAAGUGCCAUCAGUACUGGCCAGCGGAGCGCUCCGCCCGGUACCAGUACUUUGUAGUAGAUCCUAUGGCUGAAUACAACAUGCCUCAGUACAUCCUGCGAGAGUUCAAGGUCACCGAUGCCAGGGACGGUCAGUCACGAACUGUGCGUCAGUUCCAGUUCACUGACUGGCCAGAACAAGGCGUGCCAAAAUCCGGAGAAGGUUUUAUCGAUUUCAUUGGACAGGUACAUAAGACCAAGGAGCAGUUUGGCCAGGAUGGCCCCAUCUCUGUCCACUGCAGUGCUGGCGUGGGCAGGACUGGAGUGUUUAUCACCUUGAGUAUCGUCCUGGAAAGAAUGCGUUACGAGGGUGUUGUAGAUAUUUUCCAGACAGUAAAGAUGCUGCGAACACAACGACCCGCUAUGGUGCAAACAGAGGAUGAAUACCAGUUCUGUUACCAGGCAGCUCUGGAGUAUCUGGGAAGUUUUGAUCACUAUGCAACAUAAAAAGCCAUCCGUUGUGCAGACUCUACCAACCACUUAAGUCCUGGAAGGCCUCUUUUGACCCAGGAGGAGUGCUUGAACUUACAAAACUGAAUCAGAAGUACCUUUUUCAUCUGGACAAUGCAUCGGGGAACAGGGGGAAGGAUGGAAAGGAACACCCCUUCAGGAACUCCAUGUUGUAACCUGGACCGUGAAGAGGCAGCUCAGGAGGUUGCUGAAGGACUGCUUUAAGUGGUGAACUGCUCUUGUUACCUCAAGUGGUGUUCGCUGUGGAGGACGUAUGGACAUCAUGGAACAGAUC